Erigeron canadensis is the source of this 6058-nucleotide messenger RNA. RefSeq names its product DDT domain-containing protein PTM-like. NCBI's taxonomy places the organism in Eukaryota, Viridiplantae, Streptophyta, Magnoliopsida, Asterales, Asteraceae. The transcript is spliced from 10 exons. The record is from RefSeq and is a predicted model, not a curated record. Bases 313 to 5643 code for a protein of 1776 amino acids.
UCAUAUCUAUAUGUACUGAAGAAAACCCCAAAUAUUCCCUCUUUGCCUCUUUCUCUCUCGCUUUUUAUCUAGGGCUAAUCUCCACACAUAUAGAUACAUACAUAUAUAUAUAAUAUAGUUAUAGUUAUUGUAUCUACAUAUACAUACAUCUGUAUCUGUUUUUAUCAGACGAAACCCUAACCCUAACUGAUAUUUUAUUGGCGGCCAAUUUCCUUGAUAAGGUUUGAUCAGGAUUCUGAUUUGAUGAUUUUGAUAUAAAUUUAAGUGGAAGUGUGAUUCGGAUUUAAAUCGGUGUUGGAACGAAAAGGUGGGAUGGAACCGGAGGUGGUUAAGCGUAGAGGAAGGAAGAGGAAAAGGAAGGAUGGGGAUGAGGGGGAUAAGACGGUGAAUAAAGCGGCGAAGGGGAAUAAGAAUGUGAAGAAAGCAGGGGUGGUUCCGCCGAGGUCGAAGGUGUUUAUUGGGAAGUAUGUGAAGAAGGAGUUUGAUGAGAGUGGUGAGUUUCUUGGGAAGAUUGUUUCAUAUGAUAGUGGAUUAUAUAGGGUUGAUUACGAAGAUGGAGAUUGUGAGGAUUUGGAGAGCAAAGAAUUGAAGAAGUAUCUUGUUGAGGAGAAGGAUAUGGAUAGUGCUUUUCAUAGGAGAAAGAAGGGGUUAGAUGAACGUGUAAGGAAGAAGUACGGGACGGUUGAAUUGGAAGGUGUUGGUGAUAAGGCUGAAACCACAGGCAACGAUGCUGUAGCUGGUAAUAAGGUUGAAACCUCAGGUAAAGAUGCUGUAGCUGGUAAUAAGGUUGAGACUGUGGGAAAAGAUGUUGUAGUGGGUCCUAAGGUUGAAAUCAUGGGAAAUGAUGGUGUUGAAGUAGGGAAUGUUAGUAAGGUUGAAACGGUGAGAAGUGACAGCUGUGCAGUUGAUAAUGGUGUUGAAUUAGCUAAUGUUGAAAAGAUUGAGAGUUCUAUUCGUGGUGGUGCGUUUGAAGUUAGUGGAGCUCAAGAUGAAGUUGAUAGUGAAUCAUCUAGCGACUCAAGUGAUGAUGAGCCGUCUGGUAAUGUGGUUGAGGUUGAAAGUCCUCCACUUCCACCGCCACCACAGUUGCCACCUUCUUCGGGCAACUUUGGGAUUCCAGAGGAAUAUGUGUCGUAUUUGCUUUCUGUAUAUAGCUUCUUGCGCUCAUUUAGUGUGUGUUUGUUUCUAAGCCCUUUUGGACUUGAUGAGCUUGUUGGCGCUCUCAAUAGUACUGUCAAUAAUACACUUCUGGAUGCCAUUCAUGUUUCUCUUAUGCGUGCUUUGAAGAGUCACGUGGAAGCCUUGUCUUCGGAAGGUUCGGAGGUUGCAUCAAAAUGUGUCAGAAGCAUGGAUUGGAGCUUGCUUGAUUCAUUAACAUGGCCAAUGUUUGUAGUCCAGUAUCUUAUGACUAUGAGAUACGCAGAAGGGGAGGAAUGGAAAGAUUUCUAUGUUAACGUGUUGGGAAAAGAUUAUUAUACUCUAUCUGCGGGUAGAAAGUUAAGAGUUCUUCAGAUUUUGUGCGAUGAUGCAUCAAAUUCUGCAGAACUACGGGCAGAAAUAGAUAUGCGUGAAGAAUCUGAAGUUGGCCUUAAUACUGAUGAAGUUCUUGUAGUCCCUGAUAUAAGUAUCCCAAUCACUAGAAGAGGCCGCCCCCCUAAGAACCCUUUCUUUAAGGAUCAGGAAGCUGUAAAAGAUAAUCCUGAAAUACAUGCGAGAGCAAUGUCUUCUACAGCUAAUGCUGUUGUUUCCAAAGCUACUGGAUCACAUGCUAGCGUUGAUGUCGAUGAGGAUGGUAAUGGGGAUGAAUGCAGGCUAUGUGGCAUGGAUGGGACUUUACUGUGCUGCGAUGGAUGUCCAUCUUCAUACCAUUCCAGAUGUAUUGGGGUAAUGAAAAUGUUUAUUCCUGAAGGGGAAUGGUAUUGUCCUGAGUGUAUCAUUAACAGAGGCGGCCCAAAGGUUACCAAGACAACGUCUUUGAAAGGAGCUGAAUUUUUUGGCGUUGAUCCUUAUGAGCAAGUGUUUUUGGGCUCCUGUGAUCAUUUACUCGUGAUGAGAACCUCGAGAAGUUCAGAACUACAUAUCCGAUACUAUUCUCCAGCCGAUAUUCAAAAAGUCGUGCAUGCGCUUACCUUUUCUGCUGAGCACAGGACUUUAUACUUGAAGAUAUGCAAGGGUAUUUUGCAAUAUUGGGAAGUUCCUGAACAAAUUUUAUAUAUUAAUGACUCAGUUAGUACAGAUAAAAAUCACUUGAUCAAGGAUGGUGAGAAUUCAACUUCCUCUGCUUCGCUGUCUAAGGAAAGCAGUGAUACUCCAAAUGUGAUCGAUACUGGAAAUGCCAAUGGUGUUGCUGAAUAUUACACAACCGUUGCAGUUGCUUCUUGUCCAGAAGAAAUCCCUAAAGGGGAGUUAGGGUUUGGCAAUCCAUCUUUGACUGGACCUGCUACAUGUGUUUCUGAAAAUGGCAAUUGCAAUAUUAAUAGCAACAUGAGCAGCGCUUGUAAUUUAUCAAAUAUGUCCUCUCACAAGAAUGAAGCAAAUCUGGCUAUUCUGUCAUCUGAAGAAAAGUUGUACAUGGAUUCAAAGUUGUACAUGGGUUCAUCUUUUAAACCACAGACAUACUUAAAUGUGUACAUCCAUGGGGAUUUUGCUGCAUCAGCUGGUGCUAGUCUUGCUAUUUUAUCAUCUGAAGAAAAGCUAGGUUCUCAAGCUCAACCUUCAAGCAACCAUAGGAAAUUUAUGUCUGCUAAUUUCUCACUUCAAGCAAAAGCAUUUUCGCUUGCCGCCAAACGUUUUUAUUGGCCAAAUUAUGAAAAGAAACUUGUUGAAUUUUCAAGGGAAAGAUGUGGUUGGUGUCUUGCUUGCAGAGCUACUGUCAGUAGCAAAAAAGGGUGCUUGCUGAAUGCAGCUGCCGCAAAUGCCAUUAAAGGUGCUGCUAAGAUACUUUCCUCGCUGAGCCAGUCAAAAAUUGUUGAAGGCAGUCUUGCUUCUAUAGCAACUUAUCUCAUGUACAUGGAAGAGAGUUUUUGUGGUCUAACAGUCGGGCCAUUCCUAAAUGCAAGAUAUAGAAUUCAAUGGCGUAAACAAGUGGAGGAAGCUUCAACUUUGGGUGAAAUAAAGGCCUACUUGCUUGAAUUUGAGAGAAACAUCCGUGACAUUGCCUUUUUAGCGGAUUGGGUUAGGCUUGUAGAUGAUAUGGGAAUCGAAAAUCAAGCUACUCAAAGUGUUAAAAGUGUGGUAGGAUCAACUCAAAAACGCGGACCGGGUAGGCGUGGCCGAAAAUCAUCUAUUAUAGUAACCGAAAUGAAUGAUGCUGAAGCGGAAGAUGUAUCUACUGACUUUGCUUGGUGGCGAGGUGGUAUGCUUUCAAAACACAUAUUUCAGAAAGGGAUAUUACCACAGAUGCUGGUUAAGCAUGCUGCUCGAAAGGGUGGUUGUGGAAAAAUAAGUGGGGUGCAAUACCUUGAUGGCCUUGAGGUACCAAAAAGAAGCAGACAGUUUCUCUGGCGAGCUGCGGUGGACAUGAGCAAGACUGCAUCACAGCUUGCUCUUCAGGUUAGAUACCUGGACCUCCAUUUGAGAUGGAAUGAUCUUGUUUGUCCUGAACAGCCUCUUCAGGACGGAAAAGGACCAGAGGCAGAGGCUUCUGCUUUUAGGAAUGCUUGUAUUGUUGAUAAGAGAACUUUGGGAAACAAAAUCACAUAUGGUGUUGUUUUCGAGAAUCAGAAGCAUCUUCCUUCUCGUGUACUAAAGAAAGUACUGGAAAUAGAGGAAACUAUGGAUAAAACUGAGAAAAACUGGUUUGUUGAAAUGCACAUUCCAUUAUAUCAAAUCAAAGAUUAUGAGAUGAGAGUGAUGAAAACAAUUAUGCCGACGGCCGAUAAGCAUGUGAGCUCGUUAUCCAGAUUGCGUAAGAAGCAGCUAAUGGCUUCUGGGAAAGAUAUAUUUUCUUUUCUGUCACAGAAGAGGGAUACUUCAGGGAUAUGUUUUUGUAAUUUCUGUCAACUUGAAGUUCCAUUCAGGAUUGCUGCAAGAUGCGUUGCAUGCCAAGGUUACUGUCAUGAGCAGUGUGCCAUUGGUUCAAAUAUCCAAAUAUCAGGACGUCUUGAGUUCUCAAUCACCUGCAAACGUUGUUACGUUGAAAAAGAUGUCACUCCUAAAAAUGAAAUUGUUGGCGAUUCUCCGACUAGUCCUUUACUCUUGCAAGGACAAGAAAGUCAACAUACGACAACAGUAAUUAAUGCAGGGACACAAAUUGGUUUUGAGAAGCCGCUAGAAUAUUCAAAUCAAUCGCUUAAGAAGAAUCUUAAAUCCAAUCAAUCCAAAAUCAGUAAAAGUGGAAAGCAAAAUGGUUAUAGGCGUCCGUUAGAAUCUUUUGACCAAUCAUCUGUGAGGAAGCAAUCAACUAAGAAUUUUAGUACGAGUUCAAAAAAGAAGAGCAGUAAGAGUAGGAGCCUUAGCAACAAGUUAUGUUUGGGCUUGAUUUGGAAGAGGAGGACCGUAGAGGAAACAGGAGAGGACUUCAGAAAAAACAACUUGAUUUUGAAGAACAGUCCGGAUGGGUAUUUAGUAGCACCUAAGUGUCACCUUUGCGCAAGACCGUAUAACUCUGAUUUGCUGUAUAUUCGGUGUGAGAAAUGCAAUAACUGGUUUCAUGCUGAAUCCGUUGAGCUGCAGGAGUCAAAGAUCGGGGAAUUGUACGGUUUUAAAUGUUGUCGGUGUCGCAGGAUACGGAUACCUAUCUGUCCUUAUACAGAUCCAGAAGAACGAGUGAAAUUGGAGGCAAGGAAGGCGGCCCUGGCAAAGUUUCCAAAGCAGAAGAAUUUGGAAUCAGAUUCCUAUUCUGACUCUGAAUUUAAUGAUGAACAAUUGAACGAUUGGGAUCUUGAUGUUACUACUCCACUCUUUGACUCGGAGGAGGCCGCAAAUGUUCAAGAAGAAUAUCCCUAUUAUUCUUUUCCAACAGUUGACCAAGUUAACGAUUACAAAGCUGAUGUGAAAUUUGAACCUAGUACUGAUGCAGGUCCAGUUUCUGGACCUGGCCUCGUGUCUAAGAAGUUACCUGUCAGGAGGCAUAUAAAAUCUGAAAAGGGAUCAGAGGAACUUUCAGCCAUUAAUCCUGCUUUUGAAAUUCCACAGACUUAUCUGGGAAACAAUCUGAAACUGGAAGGGGACUCUUCAACUCCUAUUGUGGAAUGGGACGUUUCUACAAACGUGGUCGAAGAUGAUAUGAUGUUUGACUAUGGGGAUCUUAAUUAUGAAGAUAUGGAAUUUGAACCACAGACUUAUUUCUCUUUUAAUGAGCUGCUUGCCAGUACUGAUGAAGGUGUCCCAGUAGAUAAAGGGGACCAGCAUGGAGCUAUGCCGGAGAAUCUUGUUCACCUAUCUGCUCCAUCAACAGAGGAUUUCAAUGUUGAGCAGUACCAAAUGGGCAUAACCUAUGGUCAACAAGAACCUAUGUUUUCUGUAGAAUCUGGACUUGAUAUGGUACCUUGUAAGAUCUGUUCAAUGGCGGACCCAUGCCCAGACUUGUUCUGCCAGAACUGUGGUCUAUGGAUCCACCAGGUUUGCUCACCAUGGGACGAGGACUCAUCUUGGGAGCCCGAGACUGGUUGGAAAUGUGGCAACUGUCGAGAGUGGAACUAGUAGUUUUUCAUAUCCAUCAGGACAAUAUCACCUUUUUGUACAUAGCUGGUCACGGAAAAAGGUGGUGGUUUUGAGUGUAUGUGGUGGUAAAGUUCCGGGGUUCUGGGAAUCUGGUGUAUCAUUCUUGAUCUUGUCAUCUUGAAGUUCCCAAAUGUGUAUGGUUAUUUAGAUCUGGCAUUACUUGGAGUUGCAAAACUUUUAUUUUUAUAUACUAGUAUUCCCUGUGGUUUUGUGGGGAAAUUUAUACCAUUUUCAUAGCUAUGUGAUGGUGUAGCUGAGGCAUGAUAGAUAAGCGGCAUUUUUUUUUAUUGCUUAUAUGUAUUGAUUUGUUGGUUGGUUCGCUCUGUAACUUAAAGGUUCUCUUUUAUCAGUAACCGGAAUCAGUAAAUUUAUGUUGCAAACUAGUGUUCUGAGA